Ruditapes philippinarum (Manila clam) is the source of this 1555-nucleotide messenger RNA. RefSeq lists its product as uncharacterized. The transcript is spliced from 3 exons. NCBI's taxonomy places the organism in Eukaryota, Metazoa, Mollusca, Bivalvia, Venerida, Veneridae. Gene Ontology annotation, molecular function: protein binding. The record is from RefSeq and is a predicted model, not a curated record. The coding region runs from base 190 to 738 and encodes 182 amino acids.
GGUAUGAACAUGUAGAGACGCACGCUGUAGUUUAAUAUCCGUGUGUCGUCUGCUUUAAAUUCAGUCUUAACAGAACCACCGCAGACGAAAGGUUGACGUUUAUUUAAAGUUUGCGUGAAAAUUGAUUGGGAUAUAAUAUUUCUUUGAACGGAAUUAAUAUAGAUUACUUUAUUUUGGAAUAGAUAAAAAAUGGAUUUCAAGAACGUGAUAGUUUUAGCCUCCGUGCUUGUCUGUUGUUUGGCCUCACGACCAGACAUUAUAUACAGCUGUCGGCAAGGUUAUUUCUUUAACUUACAAACGAUGGAAUGUACCCCCUGUUCCACGUGCAAGGACAAUCAGGUUAUUCGACGAAAAUGUUACGAAGACCAAGACACUUCUUGUGGACCAUUGUCACAGUUCCAGUUUAUCCGUAAACACUCGGCGUCGAAAUCAGCAGAUUCUGAAGUUCAGCAAAUAGCAAGAAACACGAAAGUGCCGACAACAUCAAUGGAUUUUGUCACAGAAAAUGACGACAAAUGGUUCACCAUUACAAUGGUUCUAGUCGGGAUUCUGGUUGUCACAUGCGUCGCCGGGAUCAUCAUAGUGCUUGUCACCUGCGUUGUUUGCCGACGAAAGGAAAGAGAGAUAAUAUGCGAACCUGAGUUCACAAGCGCAUGUGCACUGAUUGUAGGAGAUUCCCCGAUGUCAAAGACAGCAUUAGUGGAACAGUUCAAGCUUGUUUCGGAGAGGGCCUCAUGAACAAAGGAAAGAGUCUGCUAGAUACAGCUAGCGAGAAACUUAUGAUCCAUUGCGCAACCAAACGAGCAAACUAACUGUGAUAACUUCAUUAAAUUAUAGCAUUGUUCGUGCUUUGAACUUCAAAGCACAUUUCGUGAUUAUCAGUAUCAAACGUGAUUUACAGCAACUGUGUUAUGAACAAAAACACUCUAGAGUGAAAGCUGUAAAGAUUCUGUCUAUCUGUCAGAUGUGUAUCAUCAAAUCAUACUUCAUUUAUACAGAUGCCCUUCGUGUUCGGAUGUAAACAUAUGUGUUCAUCUUACUAUCAAACUUCAUAAUAUGACUGUGUGUUCAAGUUAACACGGACGGUAACAUGGAAUUUAAAAUCCAUAUUGCCUGUGUCGUCAUUGGUACUAAUAUUACACAACCUAUAGAUGAAAAUAGCGCUCAAACGACACUAUUUAAGCGUUUGUUCAGAUUAGAAUACCGAACUUUACCUCUAUAAAAACAUCAACAUGUCUGCUGCUGAAUGUUUCCUAUUUAAUACUAUCAUGCUCUUUGUUCUUACCUUUCCUCUGGUUACUUGUUAACAUUCUGGUCAGUUAUUCAACCCUCGACAACUUAUGUUUUCUUGAUUUCUGUCAAUCUUUAUUGUUCUAUACAUCAACUGUUGUUCUGUCAAGUCGACUUUAAGAAUUAUUUUAGACGGUAGAAAAUGUGAAAGAUAUGUUGUAUUAUAAUUAUUGUAAAUGUACUUGUAUAUAGAAAUUGUAUUUUUAUUUAUUUGUUUUUGUUUUAAAAAUUCUCGGGUGAGAAUAAAAUGAUAUAAAACCUUGAA